This is a messenger RNA of Magallana angulata, 5082 nucleotides long. Its product is annotated as myotubularin-related protein 3-like. Gene Ontology annotation, biological process: dephosphorylation; regulation of autophagy. Bases 242 to 3439 code for a protein of 1065 amino acids. The transcript has 16 exons. Gene Ontology annotation, molecular function: phosphatidylinositol-3,5-bisphosphate 3-phosphatase activity; metal ion binding; protein phosphatase binding. The record is from RefSeq and is a predicted model, not a curated record. Lineage: Eukaryota; Metazoa; Mollusca; Bivalvia; Ostreida; Ostreidae.
GACGUCACCGUUGUUGACAUUUUGCUCCGCCAUUUUUAUUAUGAUUACCGGGCAAAUAAGUAUACCCGUCUGCAUGAUUUACUGAAGUGAAUUUUUCCCAAGGAUUUCCCAGAUAAAGUUCUGUGGAUUUCCACAGAAAACAGGACCUAAAUUCCUUUUAGGAACAACCGUGUGAGCAUCAGUGAAGAUCCGCUGCGCUGAAUUUUCAUAGAAAAAGUGCCAUCAGCAAUAUAUAUGCCAAAUGCAUCUGAAAAUGGCAUAUGCUGAUGAGCCAACUAGUAUAGAAUGCAUCAACAGAUCAGACCUGUUCCCAAAAAAGAAACUGGUUCGGGAGGAUGAAUCCCUCCAGAUCCCCAUUCCCCUUCUUCCCGGGGAAGCCGGGGAGUUCCUGGGAAGGACCACUGAUGGGGUCAUUGCUCUGUCCAAUUACAGACUCCUGGUCACGUUCAAGAAGGCCUUUGUAAAUGUGCCCAUUGGAAUGAUCGAUUCCGUCGAACGGACAGAUAUCUUCUUCCUGAACAUCUACUGCAAGGAUGCUACAGUAGCAAGGUGUGGCUUUAAUGACAAUGAUGCCUGUCAGUCCUGGUUCCUCCGUAUCAUGAGCAAGCUGACCGCUCCCAAACAGCUCAAUGAGUUCUUUGCCUUCACUUUUCACGCCUGGUGCCAAGACCAUAACUCUGGUUCUCAGGAUCCAGAAAACUGCCAUCAGUUGUGCCAAAAAGAUGAGACCUACGCAUACAGUUUCGGGAAAGAGAUUGAGAGACAGAAAUUUGAUCUGAAGAGUGGGAAGGCGUGGCGCAUCACCUAUGUCAACGAAGACUUCAGUCUGUGUCCCACGUACCCUCGGAAUCACAUCGUACCGGCCAGCAUCACUGAUGACGAGAUCAAGAGUUCGGCUGGCUUCCGGUCUCUCAAGAGGUUCCCCUCCGUGGUGUGGAGAAACCAAAGAAAUGGUGCAGUGCUUGUAAGGUGCAGUCAGCCGGAGAUCGGGUUCUUUAAUUGGCGGAACACGGAGGAUGAGAACCUGAUGAAGGCUUUCUCCGAGGCUUGUGAACAGAACCCUGGGAAGAGUCAGAAAAAUCCCAACGUCAGUGAGGACACCAGCGGCUCAGAAUCCGGCUCACAAAGUGAAGAAGACCUUGAUGGCUCAGACAAAAGGGUCAUGAUAGUGGACUGUAGGUCCUACCGAGCGUCCAUGGCAAACCGACUGAAAGGAGGGGGAGUGGAGUGUGUAGAAUAUUAUCCUACAUGUGAUAUUCAGUUCAUGAAUUUGGACAACAUCCAUGCCAUUAGGAAAGCAUUCACUCAGUUAAGGCAGCACUGUAGUACUGCAUCCGACCAACUCAACUGGCUCUCGAGUCUGGAGGGGACUAAAUGGAUGACCUACUUAGCCAACCUGCUGCGGACGGCGUGUCUGGUGGUGAAUGUAAUGAGUAAGGAGCGGCGCUCGGUGGUGGUGCAUUGCUCGGAUGGGUGGGAUAGGACCUCUCAGAUUGUGUCCUUGGCGGAGUUGAUGAUGGACCCCUACUACAGAACUGUAGAGGGCUUUCAAGUGCUGGUGGAGAGGGAGUGGUUAGAAUUCGGUCAUAAGUUUGCAGAUAGGUGUGGCAAUGGAGUGAACUCCGAAGACCCCAAUGAACGGUCUCCAGUGUUUCUCCAGUGGCUGGACUGUGUAUAUCAGCUUUUCAAACAGUUCCCAUGUGCAUUCCAGUUUAAUGAAGCAUAUCUGAUUAAAAUGGUUCAACAUACGUAUUCCCACUUGUUUGGAACUUUUUUGUGUAACACGGCUCGGGAGAGGUUACAGGGAGAGUUAUCGGUACAAACCUCGUCUCUGUGGAGUCUGCUUCAUCCUAGUAAUUCUCAGUUCUACAAUCAUUUGUAUUCACCCAGCAAGGAGCAACAGGUAUUAAGACCAAAAUUUGAUGUCAGAAAUUUAACUCUUUGGACAUCAGUUUACUUUUCCAAUUACACCUGUUCAACGGACCUGAAAGACUUAGGAUGUGAUCAACAGGAAAUGCAACAAGAAACCAAUACCUGUAAUCUACAGAAAACUCGAUCCUGUGAGAAUCUGGCAGGGCCCAGUCAGGAGCCCAUUAGUAGUCCCAGUCGUAGGAAAAGCGACCCUAGCAUUAUAUUAGAUAACUUUGACCCUUCUCUCUUGACAAAAGACUGUGAUAAGACUUCUAGCAAUGUUUGUGUUUCCAAUGGCACUGUACAUUCUGAAGAUGGCCAUAGAGACAGUGAAUUAAAGAAUGGAACGUCUCCAGAAAAAGAGCAAAAUGGAGAUGUUUCUGCUAGUAAUGGAGUUGUUUCAAAUGGCCAUUGUAGUGAUUUAGAAGAGGAGAAUUUAACAAAUGGAGAUCAAGAUAGCAAAGAUGAUACUGAGCCAGAGAGUAAUGAUGAAAAUAAUCUAGUUAAUGGACAAUGUAAUGGAAAUUCUCAUCACAAUGGGGAUACUGAUACAUCAAGUCCGGCCAUUGAAUGUUCUACGGAUACCAUCACGGAUGGGGAGAGCAAACCCGAGGAGAAGAUAGAUCAUCAAGUUAAUGGCACCAGGCCUGCACAUAAAUUAAGUCUAGAAAAAUUAGUGACUCUUGAGAAAAGUGCCAGCAUUAGCACCAGCACUAGUGAUAUCUCUAAUUCCAAUGUGGACUUGAGACUCCCUGUGGACAGUAUGUACAGUAUUCAUCAGUAUCUGAGUCGGUCCACGCCUUUACGGCUGACCUGCAGUUCCAAUGGAUUCAGUCAGUCAAAGAGUCCGCUCAAAAGUUUGCCAACCACUCCAGUCAAUUCCCAGAGUUCCACUUGUCCACCAACACCAGCAACUGACAAGUCUUCUGAAUCCCAGUUUUGUCACAAGGUGGGGCGCCUCAGCAGACAUCUUGAUUCUGACGGACUCACAACCUUUAAUGAUCCCGUUCAACAAGGCAUACAGAAGAUUAAAGAGGAUUAUGAAAGAGAAAUUAAGGUGAUCAGAAAUCACCUGGCUGCAGCCAAUGCAGCUCUCCUUCAGCAUGCUUCAGCCUGCAGUGGUGGAACUAGGUGUAUUUUGGAUAAAGAUGAUAUGCUUUUAUCCCCGGAUGUCAAUGGCGAUUUCAACUCUCUUGGAAGUAAUGCUGCAUCGGAUGUCAGCUGGGAGAACAUUGACGAAAAUGAGUCCAAGAUGAUUCGCUGGGUUCCAGACCACGCUGUCACUCACUGUGCUGAGUGCGAGUCAGGCUUUGGGUUUCUAGUCAGAAAACAUCACUGCAGGAACUGUGGAAACAUUUUUUGCGGGAAUUGCUCAGAGAACUUCAGCAUGAUUCCUCACCAGAACUUAAUGACUCCAGAGAGAGUCUGUAAUCGCUGCUUCAACAACCUGCAGAGGAUUUCCAAACACGUGCGAGCAUCUAACGGGGUGGUCGACGAACGACCGCUUGCCUAUGCAGCUUCAAACUAGGGCUUCUAAACAAUUUUGGUUUAUUGUUAAAUGUGUGCGUAAAUGAUAUGAUGAAAAUUGAUAUGUCAAACAUAUAUUUUCUCAUGCUGAAUGACUUACGUGUGUUAUUUAAUGCCAAUUAUGUACAAGACUGAUCAUCUGUUCAUUGUCAUUGUUACAUGUUGUUUGCUCUUGUGUUUUGUCUUCUUUCGCUCUAUGUUCAAAUUUCAUUUGCAGUUUACAGCAAAGUAGUAUGGUGGAAUAAAACAUAUACAGUGGUUACAGAUUACAGUUAAUCAUCAUUGUUAAAAAAAUAAAAAUAUCAGUGAUGAACUCUCAAUUAUGGUUAGGAAAUGUAAGAAAUUUAGUGUACAGUUAUAUACCUAUAUUAACAGCUAUUUUGAGAAAUUCAAACCUAAAAUGAUUUUUGGCUCAAAGAACAUUUUUCCAUGUUCUUGGAUUUGUUAAUACUGGAAGUUAAACAAAUCUCCUAAAAUUCUCCAGAUCAGAAUCCAAUUCUCCUGAAACAGAGAGAUUUUUAUGAUCUUUUCCCCUACAGAUGACGAAACGUAUUGAAUACGUUGGGGUAAUAUGUACCGGUAUUAUAGUGGAUGUUUUAAAGGAAUUGUUUUAAAAUUGGAAUGAUCUCAAAUACUGUUGAUUUUUGUUAAUUUCUUAUUCUUAAUACUCAGAAGAAAACAACAUUGUUGACAUGUGCUGUUUAUUCUUAGGUGAUAUUUCAAUGGUGGAAAAAUAAAAUACCAUAUUGGUUUUUUUUUUGUUUCAAAAUAUGUGUAAUAAUUUUACUAAGGAUACAAUACAUUUUGAUUUGAUAGAAGAAAAUAUCUUGAUCUUUUCCAUGUAUUAUUUUAGUUUGGGUUCAAGUUAUCAUUUUUGUUCUAAAUUAAUAUUAGCACUGGAAAGCUUAUGUUUGUUAAUGCUUAUCAAGAAAUAUUGAAGUAGAGGAAAGGGAAGUUUAGUGGGUGCUUGGGCAUGGUAGUUAUCAGCAAAUCCAUCUUUAAAAUAGUUAUCCAAAACCAGAUCAGCCUAGGUUAACUGUAAAACAUUUCCAAAUUGUUACAAGUACAUGUAAUGGAAAUAUUAUACAUGUACAUUAUAGCCAGCAUUUGUCAAUUAGAUUUCAAACCAGGGAAAGAUAUUUUUUUUCAAUUUAGAAGAUGUUGAAUGGUGUAUUUCUGUUUGUACAUUUUUGUACAUAUGUUGAUGGUUUAUUUCAUUCUUCGUUUUUUUUUCUGGUCAAUAGUGCUAUGGAUCUAUAUGUCAUGACAUCAUUGAAAUUGGAUUGGCCACACAUCGUUUAUUUUUUUUUAAAUUUUGAUAGGAAUCUUUGACAGGAAUCUAAUUCUUAAUUUUGUACAGUUGCAUCUACAUGUAUGACCAUAUUACAAUCCCAAAGAUCUACAAAUAUUUAUUUGCAUUACUAUCAGUUUGCACAAAUAAUGUGUAACAUAUUGGUACCAAUUUUUUGAUAAUUCUAAAUUUGGGGGUUAAAGAAAAUUAUAUGAAAGGGAAGUAAUAAUGUUAGUGAAAAAUAACAUUAAUUUACUCCAAUGUUUGAAAAUAAAUGCAGGUUCACAAUGAAUAAAUUAAAACGUCUAAAAAAUAAAUCUGUAAAAUUUAUUCAUUCUUUUAGUUGGAAUUAA